GAAACUAGACUUGUGUCCCUUGAAACCAGGCGCCUGGAGGAAACUAAGUCCUAACAAAUAUUUUCUUUUGGUUGAAAGGUUAUUUAGAGGAAAACAUGAACAUUCAGACUGUUCUAGGACCAAUAGAUCCCAGCUCAGCAGGACUGGUUCUUCCACAUGAACAUCUCUCUAUUGCUGCUGGGGCAUUAGGUGUCAAAAAUAAAGAUGAACGAUUUAAGGAUUAUGAGAAUGCAGCUGUUGCCAUGGAUACUUUGUGGUGGAUAAAUCAGAAUCCAUACAGUAAUAUCCCUAAUUUACAACAGUGUGAAGAACAUGAAGCUGUCGUAGAAGAAUUAAAGUUUUUUAAGAAGUAUGGAGGUGGUACAAUGGUAGACAAUACUAAUCUUGGUAUAAGUAGAGAUAUAAACUUUCUAAAACAGGCUUCAGAGAAAACAGGUGUCAACAUAGUAGCUGGAACAGGGUAUUACGUAGAAUCUUCUCGACCAGAAACAGUAAAGUUAACAGUAGAGAAUAUGGCAGCACAUAUGAAGAGAGAGUUACAAGAUGGUUGUGAUGGUUCUGGUAUCAAAUGUGGGGUGAUAGGAGAGGUGGGAUGUAGUUGGCCCCUUUUACCGAGUGAGAAACGUGCAUUACAAGCAGCAGCACAGGUGAAUGUUGAUAUUGGUUGUCCAGUUAUUAUACAUCCUGGCCGUGAUGACAAGGCUCCAUCAGAGAUCGUUAGAGUGUACCAGGAGGCUGGAGGGAAAGUAGACAAACUUAUCAUGUCACAUCUUGACAGAACUUUUCUGAGUGAAGAUAAAUUAAUUGAAUUUGCAGCUCUUGGUUGUUAUUGUGAGUUUGAUCUUUUUGGUAUUGAGUUAACUCAUUAUCAACAAAAAGAGUCAGUGGAUAUGCCUGGGGAUGCAAUUAGAAUCAAGUCAAUAAAUUCCCUCAUCAAUAGCGGGUAUGAAGAUAAAAUUACCAUUUCUCAGGACAUUCACACAAAACAUAGAAUGAUGAAAUAUGGUGGUCAUGGAUUUUCACACAUCCUACUAAACAUUAUUCCAAAGAUGUUAAAGAGAGGCAUAUCACAGGAACAGAUAGAUAAAAUAACAAAAGUCAAUCCACAAAAAUGGUUGGCUUAUUGAAAAAAAAAAAAAAAAAAAGGCUAGAAGUACAGUUCAUUAGAAAUGAUUCUGUACUAAGAAUUUUAUAUUAAUCAGACAUGGAAAUAAUCAAAUAAAGUAAUUCAAGUUAAAAAAAUAAAUCAUUGUUAAAGUC
Molecule: messenger RNA, 1260 nt
Organism: Mytilus trossulus (common blue mussel)
Lineage: Eukaryota; Metazoa; Mollusca; Bivalvia; Mytilida; Mytilidae
Product: phosphotriesterase-related protein-like
Exons: 8
Coding region: 96-1127 (343 amino acids)
Biological process (GO): catabolic process
Molecular function (GO): zinc ion binding
Source: RefSeq, a predicted model, not a curated record